Rubroshorea leprosula is the source of this 2637-nucleotide messenger RNA. The record is from the annotation of a GenBank genome assembly. Lineage: Eukaryota; Viridiplantae; Streptophyta; Magnoliopsida; Malvales; Dipterocarpaceae.
GCAGUGGUUUAUUUGAUUGUUUCUCCUAUUCCACCCCAAAUCUGAACUGAACCCAAAUCUUGCUUCUACUUCCCAACUUCACAUCUGGGUUCUGCUCUCCACGCCUGUUUCUGCCCUUCACUCAAAGAUGACUAAGCUUUAAUGCUCUAACUGGUGUUGGACAACUGGAUUCUACAAUGGAAAAACGUAAAUGGUUGUGGAAGAAAAGACCCUCUGAGAAGAGCCCUGGUGAAACUGAGAGUUCUGGUUCAAUAUCUUCAUAUUCUGGGAGAUACUCUGAUCAGCAGGAGGCUUUCAAGACAUCUCCUAAUAAUAACACUCAAUCUCCUGAAGUCUCCUCAGCAGCUUCAGCAAACUGUGAAGAUGUUGAUGAUAGUGUAAAGAGCCUGACAGAGAAAUUAUCAGCUGCUUUGGUAAAUAUCAGUGCCAAAGAAGAGCUGGUGAAGCAACAUGCCAAAGUUGCUGAAGAAGCUAUUGCAGGUUGGGAAAAGGCUGAAAAUGGAGUGCAGGUAUUAAAGAAAAAACUUGAGGCUGCAACCCAGAAAAACUCAGCACUAGAAAAUCGGGUGAGUCAUCUUGAUGGAGCUCUGAAGGAAUGUGUCAGGCAGCUAAGACAAGCAAGAGAGGAGCAGGAGCAGAAGAUCCGUGAUGCUAUCACAAAGACAACGCGUGAUUGGGAAACUACCAAAUUUGAACUUGAAAGCAAGCUUCUUGAGCUCCAGAAAAACGCUGAAUCUGUUAAGCCUGUGCCCUCUACCCACUCUAGUCCUGAUAACUUACGUAAGAUUGAAACUUUAGAGAGAGAAAAUUCAGCCCUCAAGAAUGAGCUCCUAUCUCAAUUAGAGGAGUUAGAAAUGAGAACAAUUGAAAGGGACUUGAGCAACCAGGCAGCUGAAACAGCUAGUAAACAACACUUGGAGAGCAUAAAGAAGGUAGUAAGGCUUGAGGCAGAAUGCCGAAGACUUAAAGCAAUAGCUUCUAAAGCCUUUGUUAAUGAUCGUAGAACCACUGCUGCCUCCUCAGUUUACGGUGAAUCUCUCACUGACAAUCAAUCAGACUAUGGGGAACGGCUUAAUGCAGUGGAUAUUGAUAUCCACAAGAGGAGUUGCUUGGACUCAUGGACAUCAGCCCUAAUUACUAAACCUGACCGAUUUAGAAAUGAAAAGGUCAAUGAUAGAAGUUUCCCAUCCUCAAUUGACAUCACUCUAAUGGAUGAUUUUCUUGAGAUGGAGCAGCUGGCUGCAAUCCAUGAGACCAAGAACGAAAAUCAAUGUGUAGAAGCAAAAACCACUUCCAAACAUUCUGAUGAUGAUGAGAGCUCAUUACGAGCUGAGCUUGAAGCCAUGGUUCGUCUCAUGGCUGAACUAGAAGAUAAGUUGGAGAAAAUGGCAAUGGAGAAGGCUGAGCUACAAGAGAAGUUGGAGAGGAUGGAAACAGAGAAGGCUGAACUAGAGAUUGAUCUAACCAAAAGACAAGAAAGUGUUGAAGCAUCAGAACUACAGUUAAGAGAGAUUCAAAUGAGGUUGGAGGAGUUGCAAAAGGAGUUGGGUAUGGCAAAUGAGUCAAAGCAGCUUCUUGAGUCCCAACUUAUUAGCUUGGAAAUGGAGACUCAGACGAUGUAUGCAAAGAUUAACUUUUUAGAAGCUGAAGUUGAAAGGGAAAGAGGUUUGGCAAAAGAAUCAAAGCAGCUCAUUGAAUCCCAACUUGUUAGCAUGGAAGCGAAAACUCGGAUGAUGUCUGCGAAGAUUAACUUAUUAGAAGCUGAGGUUGAAAAGGAAAGAGAUUCAUCAAAGCAAAUCACAGUCAAGUGUCAGGAAUUGGAGGAAGAGCUGUCUAGAAAGAGACAGGAAGCUGAGCUCCAGCAAGCUGCAUGCACGGUGGAAACUCAGACGAUGUCUGCAAAGAUUAAUUUAUUAGAAGCUGAAGUUGAAAGGGAAAGGACUUCAUCAAAGAAAAUCAUGGUCAAUUGUCAGGAAUUGGAGGAAGAGCUGUCUAGAAAAAGACAGGAAGCUGAGCUGCAGCAAACUUCAAACUCUAAUGUUGAUAUGAAAAUAAAACAGGAGGACAUUGCUGUAGCUGCUGGAAAGCUUGCUGAGUGCCAAAAAACAAUUGCAUCUUUAGGCAAGCAACUGAAAUCUCUUGCAACUCUGGAAGAUUUUUUCUUGAUUGACUCUACAAGCUUACCAGAGCUGGAGUUCCCUGCGGCAGGAAGCAGGGCUGGAGGAUCUUUGAUUCCUGGAGCUGCUGGAGAACCAUGGAAAUUACAUUCUAAUGAAACAUUUCCACCCAGAGGAGCCUUCAAUGCCCCAAAAAUGGUCGGUGACAGUUCAGCUCCUUCAGAAAUUAAGAAUAAUGGGGACUCACCACCAUCUUCGUCCUCAUCCUCAUCAACAUUCUCUUCAAAUCACGCCAGUUCUGAGAAUAACCGAAAUGGAUUUGCAAAGUUUUUCACUCAAAGUAAGGAGGGUAUUCAGCUGGAAAUUUAAAAAAGUUGGAUCAGCUAGAGAAACCUGUAAUUUGUUUUUCAUUUAAUAAAUACAGAUUAAAUGCUGUUUAAUCACCAGUAGUUAGAUCAAGAUACAUUUUUGCUCAUUUAUACUUGAAAUGGUGGUCCAGCAAUACAAAUGUUUUUGGUUA